Daldinia vernicosa is the source of this 2268-nucleotide messenger RNA. Its product is annotated as Metallo-dependent phosphatase. Gene Ontology annotation, molecular function: hydrolase activity. Lineage: Eukaryota; Fungi; Ascomycota; Sordariomycetes; Xylariales; Hypoxylaceae. The transcript has 5 exons. Bases 141 to 2108 code for a protein of 655 amino acids. The record is from RefSeq and is a predicted model, not a curated record. Gene Ontology annotation, biological process: nucleotide catabolic process.
GCCCACUGCCCACUGCCCACUAAAAAACAUCAUUAACUAAAUGGAAUUCUGAAGUUUGUCGGCUUAGCUUACCGCCUUGAGACUUCCAUAGUUGCUUUUGCCAAAAUACACCUUAAUCCUUUUGCACGCUAUUCAUCGCUAUGCCGGAAAAAAAGACAGAAGUACCUCCUAAUGAAUCUAUCACUUUUAGCUCCGGGGUUCACGAUGGACCUCCCGACUUGAGACUUCUCCAUUACAAUGACGUCUAUCACGUCGACCAAUCCAGUAGCGAACCGGUAGGAGGUGCCGCUCGGUUCAUGUCACUCAUAAAACAUUAUGAGGAGAAUGAGAAAUUCAAGGAACAGCCAGAGUUGGUAACACUGUUCUCCGGUGACGCCUUCAAUCCGAGCUUAGAGAGUUCCGUUACGAAAGGUGAUCACAUGGUGCCUUUAUUGAACAACAUAGGGACAAAUGCUGCAGCAAUAGGAAAUCACGACCUUGACUUUGGAGUCACUCAAUUCAAGUACCUUUCCUCCAAGUGCAAGUUUCCAUGGCUCAUCGCAAACGUAUUGGAUCCCGCGCUAGGAGACUCGGUUCCUAUCGGAAAUUGCAAAAAGACUCAUAUGAUCACCUCCUCUAACGGCAUCAAGAUUGGGUUGAUUGGACUGGGCGAACGCGAAUGGUUGGCUACGAUUAACAGUCUACCUCCUAACCUCAUCUACAAAUCCGCCACCGAAACCGCAAAGGAGCUUGUUCCACAACUGCGAGCCGAGGGGGCCGACAUCGUCAUCGCUAUAACGCACAUGCGAGAGCCGAAUGAUAACAAGCUGGCUGAGCAGACCGAUGGAAUCAUUGACAUUAUUCUUGGGGGCCAUGACCACUACUAUAAUCAUAGCCUCAUAAAGGGAACGCAUGUCUUACGUUCAGGAACCGAUUUCAAGCAGCUGAGCUAUAUUGAAGCUAGGCGACGGACCGACGACUCAGGUAGAUGGGACUUCGAUAUUAUACGGCGAGACAUUACAUCUGCGAUCCCCGAGCAUCAGCCGACUGUUGAGCUGGUCGAAAAGCUGACUGCAAGUCUCAAAGCGACACUUCAGAAGCCUGUCGGCUACACUGCUGCACCCCUUGAUGCUAGAUUCCGGACGGUGAGGCUAAGGGAGAGCAACAUAGCUAAUUGGGUGUGCGACAUUAUGCGCCAUUACUACUCGGGCGACUGUAGCAUUAUCGCGUCAGGGACUGUCCGUGGCGACCAAGUCUAUCCUCCAGGACCGUUACUACUGAAAGAUAUUAUGAAUUGUUUCCCAUUCGAGGAUCCUGUCGUGGUGAUCAAGGUUACAGGCCAAGCUAUUUGGGACGCUUUGGAGAACGGUUUAUCACAAUACCCGGCUCUCGAGGGUCGUUUCCCGCAGGUCUCUAACAUUACUUUCCAAUUCGAUGGCCAAAAACCCACAGGGUCACGCAUAGUGACAGCGACGAUCGGCGGGGAGCCGAUAGACAUGGCCAGGAAGUAUGUACUGGUGACCCGAGGCUACAUGGCUCGCGGUAAGGAUGGCUACGAUAGCCUCUUGAUAGAGGAGGAGGGGGGUAAAGCUGAGGAGAUUGUCUCUGAAGAGAACGGAAUAUUAAUCUCGAUGAUGCUACGACAGUAUUUCAUGUCGCUCCGUGUGAUGGGACAAUGGAAAUAUUGGGGAAAGAACAUCGGUCGAUAUUGGGAAAAUGUCACGAGCAAGGUCAACGCAAACGUCAACGCAAGCCACACCCGGCACUUCCCAACUGCAACCUCUCCUCCUGUUAGUCCAACAGAGAGAAAAGAUGUCUCCGGUUGGGAUAACUGGACAGCGGAGAAGAUUCGAGAGCGGAAGACGUGUCAGCUUCCAGUCGACUCCGAGUCCGACGAAGACAACGACGGCGCGAAUAGAGGAUACAUCGGCGAUAUCGAGACGAUCGAUAAGGAGAUGCAGAUCAUGCGCCGGGUGUUCGCCAAAUGGGCGCGGAUUGCCAAGGUUGAGAGUCGUGUGGGCGAGGAACUUAGGGAAGGGGAAUUCGAGGUCGAUUGGACCAGAGCGAUUGCGCCGCGCGUCGAGGGGCGUAUCAUCUGCGUCGGGGGCGAGCAUGAAUUAGGGAGUUAGUUAGCAAUCCUUUUUGGUUUGAAGGAGUGGAACGGGGUGGUGGUGCAAUGACAUGACUUGAUGGCUAUGAUCGUAACGAUGUGAUGAUAUUCGGAGAAAAAAAGGUAAAAUAAAAUAUAGAUUUAUAGGGGGGACUCAUUUUAACGCUCGAUAAAAAAAA